UGCAAAGCUAUUUACCUGCAACGAAUAUUGGGGAAAACCGGAAAACCAAACAGCAACACAUGCUGUGAUCUCUCACCUUCACCCUCACCCUCACCCGCACCCGCAACCACACCCACACCCUCGUGGUGCGCGUUGAACCGAAUGCAAACAUUCAGCGAUAGGAAAAUCGCUGAUACGCGUAUCUGAUAGCGAUAUCAAAUAAAACAGCUAACACAACCGAAAAUUCGAACGCGUUCACUUAUCAAUCGUUGCCGGUAGGUACACGAUAAGAUUAGUGUGCCAUCGAUGGUUAAACCAAAUGGAAACAAGCCCGCUCAACAUACCAUACCCAUCGUGAAAGAACUGCCCGAGCCACGGGGAGCAUUGUAGUCUUGUGCUGACGCGCGACCAAAACGGUCGAUAGCCAUCCAUCAGCUCGAUACCAAACGUCAUGCAGACAGAGGGAACAGCGACAACAAGUGGCUUUCAGGCCAUACCCACGGCCCCACCCGGUGCGGCGGUGCAACGGGAAAUGAUCUACCAGACGGGACAGGGCACCUGCUGCAAUCAGGAUCGGCGCAAUCAGCCACAGGCAAAUGCAAUUGGAGCUGCUGCCUUGAUCUUCGUAACUGGCGGCUUGCACAUCGCCUGGAGCAUUGGCUUCGAUAGUCUACUGGCCGAGCUGGAGGUCAGCUCCCACCUGCGCAUCAGUUGGUUCAUUGCGGCCAUUGUUGGCGCGCUGCUGGGUGGCUUCCUUAGCCGUCGCUUGACCUACAGGCAGCUCAUGCAACUGUGCGCCAUGCUCACGGUCAUUGGAGGCAUUGUGAUGGGGGUGAGGCAGUUCAAUGUCAAGGCCAUGUUCGUGGCGCGAUAUUUGAAUGGAUUCGCCAAUGGUUUGGCACUGGCGCCCACACUGGCCAUGGCCGGAGAGCUGUCGGUGUACUAUAAGCGAGGCGUAACGGCCUCAGCCGGCGAGCAGUGGCCCACUACGUUGGGCAUCUUUGUGCAGAUCGUGUGCAGCGCGAGCUGGGACACGGACAGUGAGUUCACGGCGGAGCAGUUCCAGGGCGUACUCAGCGCCAUUCUGGGCGUGAUUGCCAUUUGCAUGGCCUGGCUGCUGACAAUCGAAUCGCCCGUGGAUAUGCUGAGCCAUGGCGACGAGGAGGGAGCCCUCGAUGCACUGAGCCGGCUGCAUCGGCCCAGAGCCGUAACCGCUGAAACCUAUGAUCAGAUGGACAAUCAUCGCACCUAUUUGGCCCACAAUCAGCCCAUGAGGGGCCUGAGAGCCUGGACGGAGGCACUGCCCGCCCUGCUGCACCUCUGCCUGUUGCGGGGACUCUACGCGACGAGCUCCAGCAUGCUGGUAGCCUACACGCUGAGCUUCACGAGCACCAUUGUCUAUCCGGGCAGUUCGGGGCCCUUUGUGCUCUUCGGCUUGCUGCGACUGGCGGGCAGCUGCACGAGCGCCUUCGCCUUGGACACGCUUGGCCGCAAGAUCCCCCUGAUGCUGGGCCUGGUCAUGGCUGGCGGACUGGCGGUUGGUGUGGCCAGCAGAUUUGUGGCGAGCGAGCUGCUGCGCGUCAAGGACAUGCGCAUGGCGCUGUGGCUGCUGCUGCUGUACCAGCUGUUUGCGGGCAUUGGCUUUGGCCCGAGCUCCGCCUACCUUUCGGAGGCCUUUCCUCGGAGUGUGAAGCGGCAGUGCAUUGCCCUGGCCUAUGUGCUGGAGAUGAUCAUCCAGCUGGGCAUUUGUCGCGUGGAUCUCAGUCGAAACAUCGAUGGCGUUGACAAUAUGGCCGCAUUUUUCUUUAGCCUCGCUGCCCUGCUGCUGGCGGAAUUUCUGUGCAGCGUCUGGUGCAUGCCGGAGACCAAAAUGACGACACUGCGUCAGGCACAGAUCAAGUUUCGAAAUUUUGUGGUCUCGCAAGCCUGAAAGUAGGCAACACUCAAACACACACACACAAUAAGACUAUACCACCCACCCACCCAACCCCUUAGAUAUAGCUGAAAAUAAAUAUAUG
Messenger RNA from Drosophila obscura, 1997 nucleotides. Its product is annotated as solute carrier family 2, facilitated glucose transporter member 8. The record is from RefSeq and is a predicted model, not a curated record. Lineage: Eukaryota; Metazoa; Arthropoda; Insecta; Diptera; Drosophilidae. Gene Ontology annotation, molecular function: transmembrane transporter activity. The transcript has 3 exons. Gene Ontology annotation, biological process: transmembrane transport. The coding region runs from base 431 to 1909 and encodes 492 amino acids. Gene Ontology annotation, cellular component: membrane.